Molecule: messenger RNA, 1239 nt
Organism: Cercopithifilaria johnstoni
Lineage: Eukaryota; Metazoa; Nematoda; Chromadorea; Rhabditida; Onchocercidae
Source: the annotation of a GenBank genome assembly
AUGUCAAUUCGUUUGGCAAAUUGUCUGCUAAAAAUAUUUUUCGAAAAGGCUUUGGCGAUUCCUACGUUCCAUCAUUACCCAAUCAUGUUUGCAUCAUAUUAUAUGGUAGUGAUUGCUUUGCCGUUGUAUGUAGCGCAAAUAACGGUAUCAAAUCAGGAGAGUCCGCCAAUACAGGCAGAAAUAGGAAACGAUAAGGAAAUAACGAUUGUGGCUAAUGACAGUAAGGUAAAAGGAAAAUGGUUCAAAUGUGAGCUGUGCGAUAAGCAAUUCGGAUAUGCUAGUGCACUGAAACGCCAUAUGAGGACACAUACUGGUGAAAAAAAAUACACAUGUAAGGUAUGUGAUCAGCAAUUCGGGCAUGCAAGCAGUCUGAAACGCCAUAUGACGAUACAUACCGGUGAAAUAAAUUACAUAUGUAAGGCAUGUGAUAAACCAUUCCGGCAUGCAAAGUCUCUGAAGCGCCAUUUGAGGAUACAUACCGGUGAAAAAAACUACAUAUGUAAGAUAUGUGAUAAGCGAUUCGGAGAUGCAAGCAGUCUGAAACGCCAUAUGAGGAUACAUACCGGUGAAAAAAACCGCAUAUGUGAGAUAUGUGAUAAGCAAUUCGGAGAUACAAGCGGUCUGAAACGCCAUAUGAGGACACAUACCGGUGAAGAAAAUCACAUAUGUAAGGUAUGCAAUAAAACAUUCAAUCAGCAUUCAAAUAUGAAGAUACACGAAUUGACACAUGAAAACGUGCGAUCAUUCGAAUAUGAACAGUGUGGUAAGAAUUCCACUCGGAAUUGUAAUUUGGAAAAACACGUGAAUGUACACAAAUGUUCGCGUGAAAAGCUGUAUUCUACAUCGGACGAUCUGAAUCGAAACAAAUCGACGCACGAGGAUGUGCGACCAUUCAAAUGUGGAAGAUGCGAUAAAAUACUUAAAAAGCUUCACCAUCUGAAAAACCAUAUGAAGACACAUUGGGACGGAAAGAUACUGAAAUGCAACGGAUGCGAUAAAACAUUCAAAUACCCUUCAAAUCUGCAACGACACAAAUUGACGCACGACAACGUGCGAUUCGAAUAUAUGCAAUGUGGCAAGAAUUUCACUAAGUAUUAUUUGAAAGAACACAUGAAAAUACAUAGAAGAUCGAAUGAAGAGCUGUAUUCUGCAGUAAGCUCUUUAAUGAUAUCGAUAGCCGAAGAUAUCAUUGACACAGAAAUAUUAAUAAUGAAAAUCCUUGAAUUCACAAGUAUAUAA